GUGAAGGUCAAAAGUGAUUGUAGAAAAAGGGAAAGUGGGUGUUUUUGAGAGUGAAAUUGGGGAUUUAGGGUUUUGUACAGUAACCAUGAAUUGGAAGAUGGAUUCUGAUAGAGCCAAGCUCUUUGUAGGAGGCAUUUCCCGCGACACCACCGAAGAAAUUCUCAAACACCACUUCACCAAGUACGGUAAUGUCUCCGAUUCCACCAUUUCCAUUGACCGCACCACUCGAAGCCCUAGAGGUUUUGGCUUCGUCACCUUCUUCGAUCUCUCUGCAGCUCACAGAGCCCUUCAAGAUACCCAUGUCAUACUUGGAAAAACGGUAGAAGUGAAAAAAGCAAUACCCAGAAGUGAACAGCAACUACAGCAUAACCAAUUUCAGAAUAAUAGAGGGGGAAGUAAUUAUAGUAGUUAUGACUGUAGCAAUGACUAUAUUAGGACUAAGAAGAUUUUUGUGGGAGGUUUGCCUGCUACUAUAUCUGAGGUGGAGUUUAAGAAUUACUUUGAGAGGUAUGGUAGGGUAACAGAUGUAGUGGUGAUGCAGGACAGUGUGACUCGUCGGCCGAGGGGGUUUGGGUUCAUUACUUUCGAUUCGGAGGAGUCGGUGCAGAAUGUUAUGAUGAGGAGUUUUCAUGAUUUGAAUGGUAGACAGGUGGAGGUCAAGAGGGCUGUUCCGAAAGAGGGGAACCCUGGUUAUGAUGGUUUCAAUGGGUUAAGGUAUAAGAGUGAAAGAGGAGGCGCGAAAAGUUCACCUCAUUAUAGUCCUAGGAACAUGGUUCCUGGCUAUGGUCCUUUGCCUUGGUAUAAUAGUGAUGGAGUAUAUCCAUAUGGAUCAGACACGUACGGUAGCUGGUACACUAUGGGUGGGUAUGUUGGGAAUGGAUAUGCAGUUCCAUCUGAUGCUUAUAGGAACUUUUGGUAUGGGCAAAUGGUAACUGGUCCUCAGGUGCCUUAUGCUAGUGCAUCGCCGUCCUUUGCAUAUGUGGGUGGUGGUAGGGUUGGGAUAGUAGGUAGCGGUGCUGUAACUUUGGGGUACAAUGGCGUUCCUGGGUAUGCAACAAAUAUGAAGUUUGAUCAACCUUUUAAUGCCAAUGGAUUUGUUCCAGGCAGUUUGACAGCACCUGAUGGGGUUAAGCAGGACGUUGACUCUUCAAGUUUGAAAGGAAGCAAUGGUGAAAUCUCUAGCUAACAAACGUAAUGGUCCUCGGGCCUUAAUUCAUCUAGGUAAAUACUUGCUAACUGCUGCUUCUGGUCUAUGAAAGGUUGGUAUAUUCUUGUUAGUUCUAAUUUGUGAAGAUACCUUUCUAUGUGUCUUAGAUGUAUAAUUUAGCAACCUGUCAUGAGUAGCUAUGGAGUUUUAUCAGUAGAGGAUUCAGGCAUCUGUAAAAUAAUUUCAUGCAUAACCUUUUUUCUUUUCUUUUCUCAUUUUAACAGUUUGUGCACUUUGGUUUGUUUGCAGUAGCUCUGUUUCCCUUGCACUAUCACAUACUGUUGCUUCAUGGGUUCUUUGUAGUUUGUACCUUUAGUAAAAUGCAUUUUUUUCUUUGCUAGGCUUUAA
Messenger RNA from Lotus japonicus, 1555 nucleotides. Its product is annotated as heterogeneous nuclear ribonucleoprotein 1-like. Gene Ontology annotation, molecular function: RNA binding. Bases 86 to 1186 code for a protein of 366 amino acids. Lineage: Eukaryota; Viridiplantae; Streptophyta; Magnoliopsida; Fabales; Fabaceae. The record is from RefSeq and is a predicted model, not a curated record. The transcript has 2 exons.